AUUCAAAUACUUCUUCUCUCACGCCCGUCUCACUCGUUCGUCCUGCGUCUCCAAACUUUUCUCCUGUCCCCAUUCAUCUCUGCACUUGCCCAUUUCCCUUUGCACACCGAAAUCUACAUAACAUUAUAUAGCACCACCAACACCAGAGUCGUCCGUUAUACUUGUUCGUCAUUUUAUCAUCGGACAAAAACGAGCGAAUUGCACACGAAAAACGCGGGCUUUCUGACAUACAAAAGUGCGCGCUCUUCCCUCCCGUUCCUAUACUUGAAGCCUCUGAUAGAGUCCGUCGCUAUUGGAUUUAUGUUCUCUAUUUUCAAUAUGCAUUUCGAAGCUUAGUUGGUUGAAACGAAGCAAUAAGCCAAGUUAUUUAAUUCAUACAGUAAAUGGAUGCCAACACUCCCUCUGCAUCUGGAGGUGAUCCAAAAUCAGGAGAUUCUUCAAGUGAGAAGCAAUCACAUCAAACUCCUACUCGACACCCUCCAUGGCUCCGUUCUUCCUCUCAACCUGCCACGUGGCGUAACAGCGCCUCAUUCAACGAGAUCAGUGACGGCAAUUGGACAUACUGCAUUGAAACGCAAAAUACUGCCCCUGCUGUAAAAGGAUUUGGGAAUGUUCCAAUUGUCAGUUACGACGUUAUUGAAGCUAUGGGUGAUAGAAAACUGAAAGUAUGUACCGUGACAUGGAACAUUAACGAAAAAGGUGUGAAAAUAUUGAGCCAUCUCGCUCAGAAAAUAGCAGAACGAGGACAAGAAAUGGAUAGUGAUAUAUUUUUCAUCUCAUUGCAAGAAAUACCUUCCACAGCACCAACUUUUCAUGAAGAAGCAUUACGAAUUCUUGAGCCAGUUCUCAAUGGUCAUCGUCUGUACCUUUCACAUAGAGCCUGGAGUCAAAUGGUAAUAGUCUUCAUUCGACAGAAACAUCUUCGAUAUGCAAUCCAACCACAAGUAUCAUUUAUCGCAUCUGGUGCAAUGGCAAAACCAGUUCGAACGAAAGGUGCAAUCGCGGUAUGUCUUCGUUUAUAUCAGCGAUUUAUAGUGCUUAUCGGAUGUCAUUUAUCACAUGCAACACCACAACAACGUAUCCAAGACUACGCUAAAGUGGUCCGCACUCUUCGUUUUCCUCAGCUUGCCAGAUUUCAUGCACAUGCAAAAGACGAAAUUUUUGGUUCUGACGUGGUGCUUUGGAUUGGAGAUUUGAAUUUCCGGGUUACUGUAGAGAGCAAUGUAGACUGGAGAGAUCCGGAAAAGAUUACAGAGAAAACAUUUAGAGAUGUUUUUGAAACAGAAGAGCUUGCCAGUCAUAGGAAAAAGCAAUUAGCAUUCACAGAUUUCAAGGAAGCUCCAAUUAAAUUCCCUCCAACACAUAAAUUCGAGCCAGACACAGACAAUUAUGUGCCAAAAAGGAUUCCGUCUUUUACUGACCGCGUUCUCUUUUGGGUAAGAAACUCGGAAUGGCUCCAAAACAUUCAGUACGAUUGUAUGAGAGGAACAACACCGUCGGAUCAUAAGGCAGUUUUUGCCACUUUUUGGCUAACUGUGAUCAAUAAGCCGGUUCCUGAACAUUACAAGCAACAAAAGUCGCUGGAAAGAGAAAUAUCAAUGAAAACCAACUCGGUGGAUGCAAGUGGACCAGUGAACUAAUAUUAAUCUAAAAAAGCAUAUUUCCAAACAUUUGGUUUAAUCUGGUCAUUAAAUCCCUGUUAUUGUAUUUUUAAAUAAAUUACCGUAUACCUCAA
Messenger RNA from Caenorhabditis elegans, 1735 nucleotides. RefSeq names its product Inositol polyphosphate-related phosphatase domain-containing protein (gene inpp-1). NCBI's taxonomy places the organism in Eukaryota, Metazoa, Nematoda, Chromadorea, Rhabditida, Rhabditidae. The coding region runs from base 384 to 1640 and encodes 418 amino acids. The record is from RefSeq and is marked reviewed. The transcript is spliced from 10 exons. Gene Ontology annotation, biological process: phosphatidylinositol dephosphorylation. Gene Ontology annotation, molecular function: phosphatase activity.